CGAGCGCGCGCGCGUAUUUAAUUGAGUGUGUUGCGUGAGUCCGCACGCGCCGUGCUGUCACAAACAGAAGAUGUUUGACAAGCUCGUCCGAGACGCACGCGCUCAUUUCUAACCGUUUCACUUGUUUGCUCCGGUCGCGUUGAAUAAAGUGAAUAAGAAUCUGUCUAGACAUUUGUCCUGGCAAGAGAAGAGAGGAAAAGAACAAAGAAAAAAGAAGAAAUCUUGUUUUGGUAUUGAUUGGCUUGGAUGGUCAUGGGGGAUAUGGUGGCCUAUGACUGAUAUGACCUUUUGAAUCUGAAAAUUUCAAGAUGUCAGAAACGGGACGAUCCGAAAAUAUUCCAGAAUGCACUACGGAGGAGACUUCACCUCCUUGUACCACAGACACAGAGGACUGUCAUCUAUCCAGCCAGAUAAAAUCAGAUGAUAACCGUGGACAACUCAAGAAGAAACCGAAGGCUAAAGGAAAAUUAGUUCGGAGCACAGCUGUGUGUGAUGAGUCUUUAUCCACUGAGGAGAACAGCAAGGAAAAGGAGAGCAAGACAACUGUAUCUAGUAACCAUGGUGACAGUCCUGCCUGCAGUGAGGGGGAAGAGGAGACAAGCGUCACAUCCAAAAAAACAAGUUUAUCUAAAGAGCCCAGUCUGGAGUACACCGACUCCACAGGCAUUGAUCUGGAGGAGUUUUUAAUCACUACUUUGAAAAGCAGUCCCAGGGAUAGACUGAUGCUUCUAAAACUCGAGCAAGACAUGACUGACUUUAUGACAGACAACAGUUCCUAUAAAAGAUUCCCUCAGAUGUCCUCGUAUCACAGGAUGCUGGUCCACAGGGUUGCCGCUUAUUUUGGACUGGAACACAAUGUGGAUCACAGUGGAAAAGCUGUUAUCAUCAACAAGACCUGCAAUUCCAGAAUACCAGAACAUCGGUUUGCUGAACAUGUUCAGGAGGAUAAAACAGAGGAAAGAAGAUCAAUACUGAAGAGAGACACCAGUCAGGAGAAAGAAGACAGUCAGCUGAGGAUUCCAUCUCUUAAAGAACAAAUGAGGAGUAAGUCAAUAGAAGAGAGAGAGGAGGAGUACCAGAAAGUCAGAGAACGCAUAUUCUCACAGGAUUCCACUUGUCUUUCUCAGAGUGUUUAUAUUGAGACCAGAGGUCUAGAUGACAGCAGUAUUCUCAGUGAGACCCAGAGAAGACGGCAGCUAUUUAGGGGUAACAGGGACGGUUCGGGGCGGCUAUCCGGCAGCAGGCAGAGCAGCUUCGAGCUGGACUCUCAUUGGAAUGACCCUCGUCCUUGGAGCAGCACAGAUUCUGACAGCCCGACAUGGACGUCUAAAUCUGCACACACUCGUUCAGACAGCAGCUCCAAACUCUGCAAACCAGUGUCUGAGUCAGCUCUGUCAUACGCUCCACCCAACAGCAGCCCUGCUUACAUUAUUGUUCCUGCUGAGUCAUCUAUACCUCCUGGGAGCAUCUUAUUAAAUCCACAUACAGGGCAGCCAUUUCUAAAUCCUGAUGGAACUCCAGCUGUUUACAACCCACCAGUGAGUCAGAAGCCAUGUAACCAGUUUAACCCAGUACAGUCACAAGCCCCGCCCCCUCCACCUCAGCAGCAGCCAGUAGCAAGCCAUGGUGUCCCACAGGUUCAGUACUCUUCUGUGACAUACCUUCCACCUCAGCAGUUAAACAUUUCUACCUCCCAGCAACACCAAAUAGAACAGACUAGGGAAGACGCUGCUGCUAAGUUUGGUCACAUGACCUUGAGUCACCAGUCAUCAUCAGGGGAUCUUCCAGAUAUGUCCUCGUUCUACAUACAAGGAGCUCCUCCCACACAGAGCUAUGCUCCGCCCCACCACAGUUACGCUCCGUCUCACAAUUCAGACAGCUAUAUUACACCUGGACUUACACUGGCUCCUCCUACAGCCCCGCCCCCCCUGAGUCAGCAGAGCAGCCAGGUUUCAGUGUAUAGUUACCCUGUUCAGUGUCCCAGUGCAUCUCAGCAAUACGCAGCAGCCAGUUACAACACACAAACAGUAUGGGCAGGCGGGCCUGUCAUGUCAAACCAACAAGGCUGCCCUGGCAUGAUGGGAAGUCAGAUUCUACCCCAAACACAGCAAGGCAUUGUGGGACCUUACCCAUCCGUAUCCUCCUAUCAGGUACCUCAGCAGCAGCAGCAGCAACAACAACAACAGUCCUAUCCUGCAAUGCUGGUGUCAGGACAAGGUGGGCAGGCACAGUGUUUGGUGCCCUCUGCUGGAGUUCAAGUAUACUGCAGCUCUAUGGCCCCUUCUUCACCUCCACCACUCAAUAUGAUGGGGGUCUCCUUCCAGUCAAGUAGCUGCAAAAAUGGCUGUAGCGUUAAUCAGAACCAGUGCUGGUACUAAAGACACUAUAUAGUGUUAUGAAUUCAUCAUAUGCAUUCAGUAUUUGUAGCUUGACAAUAAUUGUUCUCUACAGUCUGUAGCACUCGAGUCUGACGAUAGCAUCCAUCAGAUUCAAAUUUUUCUACGUUUUGAACUUUAUUUUACAUGGACAUCAGUAGCAUCAUGUUUAAAUUGCUAUUAGAGCAUAAUUUAUACUAUUUAUAUUAUUACUUGUGUUUUGCCUAAUAUGGAUAAAAUGUUAUAUUUGAAUAGUAUAUAAUACUAUAUUUAUCUUGUUUAUAGAGGGCUAUAUUACAUACAUUGGUAAUGAAACUAGAUUAAAUGUUUUCCGUUAUAAAAACAGUAUGUCAACUGUUUUAAAACAGAUUUUGGCUUGUUUGUUUGUUUGUUUUACAGAAUUUUAUUAGGAUGUAACAUUUGACCAGACUGAACAAUAACCUAAGUGGCAUUUCUUAAAUAUAUGGCCUUUUAAGUGGAAA
Puntigrus tetrazona (Sumatra barb) is the source of this 2857-nucleotide messenger RNA. RefSeq names its product cAMP-regulated phosphoprotein, 21 (gene arpp21). The transcript is spliced from 20 exons. Gene Ontology annotation, cellular component: cytoplasm. Bases 309 to 2378 code for a protein of 689 amino acids. NCBI's taxonomy places the organism in Eukaryota, Metazoa, Chordata, Actinopteri, Cypriniformes, Cyprinidae. Gene Ontology annotation, molecular function: nucleic acid binding. The record is from RefSeq and is a predicted model, not a curated record.